Populus trichocarpa (black cottonwood) is the source of this 1548-nucleotide messenger RNA. Its product is annotated as transcription factor bHLH94. The record is from RefSeq and is a predicted model, not a curated record. Gene Ontology annotation, biological process: regulation of transcription by RNA polymerase II. The transcript is spliced from 3 exons. NCBI's taxonomy places the organism in Eukaryota, Viridiplantae, Streptophyta, Magnoliopsida, Malpighiales, Salicaceae. Gene Ontology annotation, molecular function: RNA polymerase II cis-regulatory region sequence-specific DNA binding; protein dimerization activity; DNA-binding transcription factor activity, RNA polymerase II-specific. The coding region runs from base 384 to 1337 and encodes 317 amino acids.
AAGCAAAACAUACAAAAUCUGUCAUGCCACUUGGUGUUGAAAAUGCAUAUUCGUAAACCAUGCCCGACGAAUUUUUUCCUUUUAAAAGAAAGUGUACUGUGCGACCCUCCCUCAUAAAUGAAAGAGAGCCACAAACUCAAUGUUCUUUGAAAUUAUUGGUCUGUUGAGAUUGAACAAAAUAAGCUUAAAAUGACUCUUGAGCCUUUCAAGGUUUUUGUUUUGUCCUUGUGUUCUCUUUUGUUCACUUGAGGCCUUGAUUUCUCAGUUUGUUAUCAAGUAUUUCAUCUGAAGGAAACCUCUUGAUUCGAUAUUAUUGUCAGUCUCUAGAUCUUUUGUUACUGUAGAGGGUGUGUGUGUGUGUGAGAGAGAGAGAGAGAGAAGGGAUGGCAUUAGAAACUGUUGUAUUCCAACAAGAUCCCUAUAGUACUUUAGGACUAGGUGCAACAUGGAUCCAUGGCUUUGACCUUGAAGGAGAAAAGGCUAAUUACCAUGAAACCCUAGACACAACAAUCAGCAUUGAAUCUGAUUUCCAUUCAAAUAGUAACUGGAACAUCAAUAACUCUUCCUCCCAAGAGAUCAACUGUGCCUGUAAUGGCGGGCUCUUCACCGGAGGUAAUGCUGCUGGGGGCCGGCGAAAGAGAAGGCGUCGUCGAAGCAUCAAAGAUGAGGCAGAAGUUGCGCAUCAAAGGAUGACUCACAUUAAUGUUGAACGCAAUCGGAGGAAGCAAAUGAAUGAAUAUCUUGCUGUUAUUCGAUCCAUGUUGCCUCCCUCUUAUGUUCAAAGGGCAGAUCAAGCAUCAAUCGUAGGGGGAGCCAUUAACUUUGUGAAGGAACUAGAGAAACUUCUCCAAUCUCUUGAAGCCCAUAAGCAAAUCAAGAAAGUAAUAUCUGCUACGGGCUCCGAUUUCUCUUCUCCCUUUUCGGAUUUUUUCACCUUCCCUCAGUAUUCAACUGCGAGCUCGAGGAAUAAACAUAGCAACAACUCAUCAUCAAGUACCGAAUCAAUAUUUGCUGAUCAGAAGCGAGAUCAGAAGCGAUCAAUAGCCAUUGCGGAUGUUGAAGUAACAAUGAUAGAAAGCCAUGCAAACCUCAAAAUACAAUCUAGAAAACACCCGAAACAGCUCUUGAAGAUGGUGACUGGAUUGCAUUCUCUUGGCCUUCAUAUUCUUCAUCUAAAUGUCACAACUGUUGAUCAGAUGGCGCUCUAUUCUUUUAGUGUUAAGGUUGAAGAUGAGUGUAAAUUGACUUCAGUUGAUGAGAUUGCAGCAGCUGUGCAUGAGAUGGUGGGUAGGAUCCAAGAGGAUGCUACUUCCAAUUGUAUGCCUAGUGUUGAAUAGACUGAGUUUUUCCUUUCAUGAAUAUGAUCUUAAAUCAACAAUGAACUGUAAUGUUGUUUUCCACACUUGAGUAGCAAGUUGGUGGAACUUAGCUUGUAGGCAUUACCCUUUUUAGGGAGGUUAUGUUCUCUAGGAACUUCGUGUACUACGAAAUGUUUAGAUGUGGAUCUCCUUGUUUUGAUUUAUCUUUGGGAAGCGAAAUUAUUUCACA